Molecule: messenger RNA, 786 nt
Organism: Penicillium alfredii
Lineage: Eukaryota; Fungi; Ascomycota; Eurotiomycetes; Eurotiales; Aspergillaceae
Product: THUMP domain-containing protein
Exons: 5
Coding region: 1-786 (261 amino acids)
Biological process (GO): tRNA modification
Molecular function (GO): RNA binding
Source: RefSeq, a predicted model, not a curated record
AUGGUCUGGUCGACUAACCUGGCGAAUCAACAGGGUGGUGAGCAAUGGCGCAAGCAAGUCAGUCGAGUCGCCAUUGACACCGGCGAUUCGGGGGUUUUUGUGACUUGCGACAUGGGCAGAGAAGGGAAAUGCAUGGCUGAGGCAGUGGAUGUGUUCUCUCAGAGUAUCGAGUCAGGUCAGCCUGAAGAUAAAGAAGAAGACGCCGACUCGGAUGAUGGCGACAUUGAGGCGCAAAUCCGCAAAGAACUCGAGGGCCUGAACCCUAGCAAAGAAAAAUCCCGUCCGAUCCAAGCCGUUCGCAUGGAGAUGCCAUGUGUGACAUUUGUACGACUCGACAAAUCCAUAGAGCCCGUGCAGCUGGUCCACCGUUUGUGUUCCGAAGCACAGGCCCAUCCAGAGACCAAGCGGAGCCGAUGGAUCAAACGCAUGACCCCGGUCACCUCCAUCCGAAAGACUCUGAGUGUAGAUCUAGGAGCCUUUGCCCGAGAGAUCCUCCAGCCGCACUUCCAUUCUGGGGGGCCACCGAAAAAGUAUGCGAUCCGACCUACAGUACGCAGCAAUGAGAAAUUCAACCGGGAUGUCAUCAUCAAGGCGGUGGCCGAUGUAGUUGGCCCUGAGCACCCAGUGGACUUGAAGAAUUACGAUCUUAUCAUCCUGGUCGAUGUCAUCCAGAAUGUUAUCGGCAUGAGUGUGGUGGGCAGCGAUUAUGAUCAACUUAAGCGGUUCAACUUGGCCGAGAUCUACGAGCCAACGCCGAAGCCUCAGCCCAAGGAUUCUAAGUCAUAG